AUUUCUGGAGACGAAGAAGCAGCAGGAGCAGCGCAAAGUAAAGAAGAAGAAUUUAACGGUUCCCGGUUGUUGAGCCGCCCCAGUACAGUCCCGAGUGUUUUGGGAGUGUAUUAUACCACCAGUCAAACGGCCAGCUGUUUCUUUUAGUCCACCGAGCUAACGCACCGCGAUGCUCUUGCAGCGAGCAGCAAUGUGUUGACUACGUUACCUCAUUACGGAUCAUUGCUGCAACCAAAGGUAACGUUAAGACCCACAGUGAUGGACGAGGGCUCUGAGGUGAUGGAGGAUAUUGUAUUCCGAGGAGUGGAGUUUUCCGUGAAGAUCGUGGUGGACAAGGGUCUGCUGAUAGUGGAAAUCUCUGACUCGGUGACAGCAGAUCAGUGGAGGGGGGAAUUUGAUCCAGCAUACAUUGAAGACCUCACCCGCAAAACCGGGAACUUCAAGCAGUUCCCCAUUUUCUGUAGCAUGCUGGAAUCAGCUGUUAGAAAGAUGAGUGAUUCUGUUACACUUGACCUCUUGACCUAUGCUGACCUGGAGCUGCUACGUAACAGGAAAGCAGGAGUGGUUAGUCGCCCUCGUGGCCACCAACAAUCAUCUGCCCUCACUGCCAAACGAUAUCUAAUCCUCAUAUACACUGUGGAGUUUGACAGGAUACACUACCCUCUGCCCCUGCCCUAUGUGGGUAAGCCUGACCCAGCCGCCCUGCAGAAGGAAGUCAGAGCUCUGCGGGCUGAGCUCAGUGCUGUCACCUCUCAUGGAGUUAACAAAUCUGCAGAACUGGAAAUACAGCGGCUACGAGCAGAGCUGGCUCUGGUGAAAGAAGAGAAGGAGGCCAUGGCUAAGGUCCUGGAGCGACUGCAGAUCAGUGGAAGUGGUUCCACACCUGGGCGAGAGGACUGGAGGGUCAGAGAUGUUGUGAGGACGUUGGAGGAGCAGCUUGUCAAGGAGAGGGCCAAAAGCCAGCGCUCUGCAAGCAAGAGAUGCCAGGAGCAGCGACUCCUGGUGGAGCAGUUGGAGGAGCUGAGAGCUUCAGAGUGUGCUCUCCGUGUUCGUGUCAAGAGUCUCACCAAUGAACUGGCGUUACUACGGAGAGGGUUAGACAAUCUAAGCGUCAGAGUGACUCCUGUGUCCGCUCGCAUCAGCUCUCGGGUUGACGGGGAAAUCUAUCGCUCCCUGUCCCGCGAGAGGAGGUCAGGGUACGGAACCGUCAGGGCUCGCUCUGGAUCCAGAGAACGGAUGGAAGACAGAGUGCAAAGAUCAGAGGAAAGAGGAAGAAGAGCGGACUCCUCAGGACCCCGUGCUCGCAUUCCCAGACCCUCACCUUCUCCCACUGGGUCACGGGUACCACGCUUUGACCCAACUGCUUACAUCCAGGACAGACAGCGCAGACAGAAAGAGGCAGAUCUCAAAAAUUUGAACCCCGUUUUGUGUGUCAGACAGAGGAAGGUACGGAGGGACAUGCUGACAUCACCCAUUGUCCCUGAGAGGGGGCGCUCACGAUCUAGAGAGGCCUAUCCUCAGACGGUCCGUUCCGGCAGCAGAGGCAGGAGUUUAUCUGUGGAGAGGAGAGGGAGCAGGAACUCCUCUGAGAGCUCGUUAGUGGAUAUGGAGGAAAUGGCCAAAACUCUGUUCAGAGGAAGAAAGCAGACUUACAAUGGACCCAGUGUGGUGAAUGACAUGUCCAGAGGGGGCCUUCUGACCAGAAAGCCAUUAUGCAGCACUCCAUCACACAGAAUGAAAGACAAAGACAGCUCUGUGGACACAGGUGCUGAGCUGUCAGAGAUUGAUGCCAGACUUCAGGCGCUUCAGGAAUACAUGAGGGACCUAGAUACAGGACGCUAACAACCUCUGCUCAAGCCCCUUGUGGAUUCGUUCCCUGCCGUCUGCACAGGUCGGAGCUCAGGUCAUCUUUUUGUUUAACUGUGCACAGACUGAGGAACACAUGAAGCUUCAAGCGUGAGCGAUGGGGUUUACCUUUGUGUAUGUGUCCAUGGAAGAGACUAAGACUCCUUCUGGAGGGUCAGACUCCCAGGAAAACUAUAACCAUCACUGUGAAGGACUACUUUUUGUGGACUGAAAUUAUUUUUUUAUGUACCAAGUUUUUAUUAAUUAACUUAAAAGAUGACUCUCUGAGUGUA
Messenger RNA from Scatophagus argus, 2138 nucleotides. RefSeq names its product coiled-coil domain containing 61 (gene ccdc61). Bases 259 to 1842 code for a protein of 527 amino acids. The transcript is spliced from 13 exons. The record is from RefSeq and is a predicted model, not a curated record. Lineage: Eukaryota; Metazoa; Chordata; Actinopteri; Scatophagidae. Gene Ontology annotation, cellular component: centrosome.